AGAUAUAUAAGAAGGGAUGGAAGGAGGCAUUAGUGCCGCUUGUAGUCUCCUCUCUUUGACUAUGAAGGGUGCUCCUAUCUCUAUCUGGUUGCUACUGCUACUCGGUUUCUUUCUCGAAGGACAAGCCAAAAGGCCACAUUACAAGCACUUCGAUGAUUACUUGAUCGAUCUCGAUCGAAACGAACAAAAACAGUUGAUCGAUACGGAUGAAGAGAUCGAAGGAAGCGGUAACGCGGAUACUGAUACACAUAAUCCUUGGUCCAAGUCGAAUUUCUUUCGUUUUAUAACAGAAUCCACUACUAAGAAGAAGUCGACGUGUUGUAUGCUUGGUGUAAUGGCGGGCGAUAAAGGUUUCCAUUGUUACGUAUACUUCUACUUAGCAAGAAUUAUGAGGAGGAACAGGAACCGUGCCCACAACAAGAAGAUAGUUUUCGGCAAUAGCGAAAGAAUGGAUAAAUCUAGAGAGAAAUUAAUGAUGACGUUCGAGCAGUGCGUCGUGGGUAAGGGUACCGUAUUCCACAAAUGCUGCCACCUAGCGGCAAUGAACAGUGACUACGACAAUGGAAGAAGACACCAGAAAAUGAAGAAAUACUGAAGACAUGCCAAAGAUUUACAGCUUCGUAGCAGGAAAAAAAAGGAGAGGAAAAUAAUGAACUGUAAGAAGAAGAAGAAUAGAAUUUCGAAAAUAAC
Molecule: messenger RNA, 690 nt
Organism: Centruroides sculpturatus (bark scorpion)
Lineage: Eukaryota; Metazoa; Arthropoda; Arachnida; Scorpiones; Buthidae
Exons: 3
Coding region: 17-595 (192 amino acids)
Source: RefSeq, a predicted model, not a curated record